GUGUCCCUGUCUUCUGUAUAGCACGACCUCACUGCCUCACUUGUCCCUGUGAGAGGCUCUGUGAAGACCUGCUUCUCCCAAAGACAACUUCAUCCCGGAAGAACUUCACCUAAAAGGACUUGCCAGGCCAGAUGAUGCCCGUUGAGCUGGGGCAGGCCCUCAUCCUGCUGCCACCACUGGCAAAGGCCGAGGACUCAGCAUUCUCUGGACCAGAUGCUGCCACUCGAGGGGAGCCCUCCAGCCCCGAGACUGCACACCAGCUUUUCAGGCAGUUUCGUUACCAGGUGAUGUCUGGGCCCCAGGAAACCCUCAGACAACUUCGGAAGCUCUGUUUCCAGUGGCUGCAGCCAGAGGUUCACACCAAGGAGCAGAUCCUAGAGAUCCUCAUGUUGGAGCAGUUCCUGACCAUCCUGCCUGGGGAGAUUCAGAUGUGGGUGCGGAAACAGCGUCCAGGCAGUGGAGAGGAGGCGGUGACCCUUGUGGAAAGCUUGAAGGGAGAUCCCCAGAGGCUGUGGCAGUGGAUCAGCAUCCACGUUUUAGGACAGGACAUUGUAUCCAAGAAGGCGGAAUCUGCAAGCUGCCGGGUGGGGGAAGUGGAGGCCCAUCGUGAAGUGAUGCCUCAGGAGCUGGGACUGCAGAAUUCUCCCUCUGGGCCCGGGGAGCCACUGAGCCACAUGGUGAAGGAGGAGUCUGACCCGGAACAAGAGUUAGCAGUGGUUGCUUCCCAGCUUCCUGCCCAACCCGAGGACAGGCUCAUCAGGGACCAGGACUUCGGAGCCUCGCUUCUCCACGCAGCGCCGCAGGAGCAGUGGCGGCACCUGGAUACCACUCAGAAGGAGCAAUACUGGGAUCUCAUGCUGGAGACCUAUGGGAAAAUGGUCUCAGGAGGCAUUUCCAGUGCCAAGCCUGACCUGGCUAGUCCAGUAGACUAUGGGGAAGGCCUGGCAGGACUGCCCCUGCAUGUUGGCGAGAAGAUCCCCAGAGCCACCUGCAGAGGAGAUAGACAGGAGAAUGACAAAGAGAACCUGAACUUGGAAAAUUAUAGGGACCAGGAACCUCCAGAUGCCUCCUGUCUUGCCUCAGAAGGGGCACCUUCUCAGGCUUCCUUGAGUGGCCUCUUCACUGAGGACGAGCCGAGACACCUUGGAGAAGGAGAGACUCUCCCUGAGGCUCAGGAAAACCUUCAGGGCGAGGGAGCAGGGGGACAGUUCUCGCAAGAAAGGAGUUCUGGGAAACAACCAGGCCACCAUCUGCCCAGUCCUCAUCCAGGAGAGCUGUCCGUGCUGUGGCUUGAGGAGAAGAGAGAGGCCUCUUCUAAAGGGCAGCUGAGAGCCCCGAUGGCCCAGAAACUGCCCACCUGCAGGGAGUGUGGGAAAACCUUCUACAGGAAUUCUCAGCUUGUUUUCCACCAAAGAACGCACACCGGAGAGACGUACUUCCAGUGCCCCACCUGCAAGAAAGCCUUUCUGCGCAGCUCCGACUUCGUGAAGCACCAGCGGAUCCACACGGGAGAGAAGCCCUGCAAGUGCGACUACUGCGGGAAAGGCUUCAGUGACUUCUCGGGACUGCGCCACCACGAGAAAAUACACACAGGGGAGAAGCCCUACAAAUGUCCCAUCUGCGAGAAGAGCUUUAUCCAGAGGUCAAACUUUAACAGACAUCAGCGGGUUCACACCGGAGAGAAACCUUACAAAUGUUCCCGCUGCGGGAAAAGUUUCAGCUGGAGUUCGAGCCUUGAUAAACAUCAGAGAUCCCACUUGGGAAAGAAGGCCUUUCCAUAGCCACAUUCUCAGCCCGUUUCCACAUCCUGGUUCAUCUAAAACACGUAGCUCCUCCGGAGAAAUGGCAUCUCUCAGAGGAUGUCCCUGCUCUCUCUUUUGUGCAUGGAUUAGAGAAGAGAGUUCCUGCAGUGGGUUGGGACUUGGAGCAUAUAUCAGCCUGUGGAUUAGAUUUCACACUGCUUUAAUUUCUUGCUUCUGCACCAGGAGAAGGACUAGUCUCUGUCUUUCACCUCCUCUCGUUUUGGGGGAAGAGAUGGGAAAAGACUGUCGCUCGGAGAUCCCAUUUUAGAAGUGCUACCGGGGGGAGUUGAACUGGAUUAGCCACAACUGCUGCUCAUGGCAAGAACCUCAGAUCAGCCCUUUCAAACUGGGGUUCCAGAGCAGGCCAUCUGUUACAAAAGGGGGGACAUAGAGGGCCAGUGAGCUCACGUGUGUUCUUUGUCACACUGGUGCAAAAUUGAUGUCACGUCCCUGUUUUAAAUAAACUUAGU
Messenger RNA from Molossus molossus (Pallas's mastiff bat), 2272 nucleotides. It is a transcript of the gene ZNF18, whose product is annotated as zinc finger protein 18. The record is from RefSeq and is a predicted model, not a curated record. Gene Ontology annotation, molecular function: RNA polymerase II cis-regulatory region sequence-specific DNA binding; DNA-binding transcription factor activity, RNA polymerase II-specific. The transcript has 6 exons. Gene Ontology annotation, biological process: regulation of transcription by RNA polymerase II. Lineage: Eukaryota; Metazoa; Chordata; Mammalia; Chiroptera; Molossidae. Bases 132 to 1781 code for a protein of 549 amino acids.